AGCAGAGUUGCCCAUAAUAACAGUCGUGCAGUCCGGCCGAGGCGUCUGCAGGCUGUCACUUGCUAAACCCUUCUUAAAUUUAUCUGACAGCAGUCACCCGUUCACCAUGUCUCUCUUCUGGAGCUGUUUAGUGGGGCCUCGCCUGUACAGCGUGUACGGGCAGGUCAGGUCAGGGAAACAGGUCAUUCCAUAUGUUGCUAAUGCACUAGAACAGUUUGGGAACAACAUUAUGAAGGGGCUGAACAUCAUGUACAAUAUUGGCUACUUCGCUUCACCCUUUAUUGCUUAUUCUGUAUACCAGUGGGAAUACUCAAGCUACAUCACUGCAGCCAAGUAUGGAACUGGUCUUGGACUGCUGCUGAUUGUGGCCAUGAUCAUUCGAGGAUUUGGCCGGAGAUUUAACCCAACAUACACAACCUUCAUAAAGGUGCUGAACAAGGCUGGAAAUUACAGACCUUCUCUUGAAGACAUGGAGGCAGUGCAGAACUAUGAAUUUGACUUCUCAGCAUGGCCAGUCAAUUUUGAUUGGGCAAGUGGAGUCCCGGAUGAAAAGAAGAACAGAAUAUAUGUCGUUGGGAUGAGUUUAGUUCGGAGAAAAAGAGGAAUACUCAGUAGGAUAUUGAUGUUACCCAUUGAUAUUAUGGCAUCACUUCUCACAUUCUUGAUUGGAAAACAGCUGAUCUACCCUGGCUGCUCAGAGUGGUUCCAGACCAUCAUAGGACAAAUUCUCAUGAAAGGAAGAGAAAAAUUAAUUCUACACCAAGGAGGACAAAGAAGAAAAGUCACAACACGGGAUGGAAACAGCAUUGAUACAAUGUUUGUGGACAGAAGAAAACAUGGGGAAUAUCCAAAUGGGAAGACAUUGGUGGUUUGCUGUGAAGGAAAUGCUGGCUUCUAUGAGCUAGGAAUAAUGACUGUUCCAUUAGAUGCUGGAUAUUCAGUCCUAGGAUGGAAUCACCCUGGAUUUGGAGGCAGUACAGGUUCACCGUACCCAAGCCAAGAGCAGAAUGCUGCAGAUGUUGUCAUGCAUUAUGCUCUCCAUGAGUUGGAUUUCAAGCCAGAGGAUAUCAUUGUGUAUGGUUGGAGUAUAGGUGGAUACACCAGCACUUGGAUGGCCAUGAAUUAUCCACAGCUUGGGGGACUGGUUCUGGAUGCAACUUUUGAUGAUGUUCUGCCUUUGGCUAUAAUGCGAAUGCCAUCAUGCAUGGAAGGUGUUGUGACUGCUGCCAUUCGCAAUCACUUCAACCUGACACCAGGGGCCCAGCUUUCAAGGUAUCCUGGGCCGGUCACCAUCAUUCGACGCAUAAGAGAUGAGAUCAUUACUACUGAUGAGACGCAGCUCAGUGGGAAUUUGGGCAACAGUCUUCUGGAGAAGCUGCUGAAGAGUCGUUACCCAGCUCUUAUGUGCAAGCAGUCUGUCGAGGUCCUGCACCAAUGGCUCAAUGAAGAUCCAGCAUUUAAAUCAUCCAUCUUGAAUCGCUGGGGUGUGGAUGGAGUACUUUGUUCCACCCUGUUGGCCACAUAUGUCAAUGAGUACAGCACAGCAUUCCCACUCAUGAUUGGCGAGGACAUGAAUGAGGAAGAGAAGACCAGGUUACUGCUUUACCUGGCCAGCAAGCACCUGGUGGACUACAAUGAGUCUCACAACCCCCCCCUGGAUGUAAGCCUCUUCCGCAAGCCAUGGAGGAUUAUCAGCGAUUCUUCAUAUGUUCAGGUUGACUAGGCUUCUGAAAGACUGGAGAAAGAGGAAGGAAGAGGAAGAAAUGCCAGCUGACAUUGAUAUUUUUUUUUUGUUAAACCUGAAAGGAACAUAAGGAAAUUUAUACACCUUGGAGAAAAGAGAUGGUAGAAGUAGUACCGAACAUAUUUCUGUAUAUAAUGAUGAAGUGGGAAACUUGCUGGAGUGCAAGUGUUGCAUAUUAGGGUUGUAGUAAGUCAGCGGUUUUGGGUUGUACAUGUUCCCUCUUUAAAGGAAGAAAAGUUGUCAUGUGGCUAGUCUUAAAUCUAGCAAUAUUUAAGCAGUUGACUUUAUCAGAGAAUGAGUUUCUCAUAAAGGGGCCAGGGGCAAGUGUUGCCCAGCUAGGCAUACAUAUGGUACUGUAAGUCAUUUUAUAAUUGCAUACUGGUGCACCUUUUAAAUAAUUGCUUUUCUGUCAGAAUAUUUUGAUCCAAGUUGGUACUCAAUAUAUUUCCUUUUACAUAUGCAGUAUGGUCACAAGAUAUCUUUUUGUUUUAAUUCUUUGUGAUUAGCAGAUGUCUGUCUGGUAGUCACUUGUGAUUGCAUGUUUGCUGGAGUAUGAAAGACAGUAACAUGAUUGUGCUUUAUUUAUUAUCAUAAUCUUAUUUAUACCAAUGAGAGGCAGACAGACAGAGACAGAAACAGAAACAGAAACAGAGUCAGAGUCAGAGUCAGAGACAGACAGUGAAAGAGAGAGAGACAGUGACAGUGACAGUGACAGUGACAGUGACAGUGACAGUGACAGUGAGAGAGAGAGAGAGAGAGAGAGAGAGAGAGAGAGAGACAGACAGACAGACAGACCAAGAGAGAGAGAGAGACAGACAGACAGACAGACAGACAGACAGACAGACAGACAGACAGACAGACAGACAGACAGACAGACAGACAGACAGACAGACCAAAAGAGAGAGAGAGAGAGAGAGAGAGAGAGAGAGAGAGAGAGAGAGAGAGAGAGAGAGAGAGAGAGAGAGAGAGAGAGAGAGAGAGAGAGAGGGAGGGGGAGGGGGGCAUUCUGACAGUGUGGCUGACUGAGUAACUGCAAGAUAAAGUAGGUACCAUCAAAAGACAGAGGAAGGUAAAGUAAAUCUAAAAAGUGUUGAUAAUUUCAGGCUUAGGUAACAGUUUAUAUCUGAAAUAGAAUUUGGUUCUAGAAUUAUUGUUUUAGUACAGCUAAACUUAAGGUACAGUUUUCAGAAACAAUAAUAAAUAUAUAAAAAAAAUAAUUAAUGCUUCAUCUUCCUUAAUACUUCAAAAAGAGAAGUUGAAACUUACCUUCUUCAAAAUGUAUUAAUUGUACUUUGUAUUAUGAUAGCUGGUGCAAUAAGAUAAAUUUGAGCUGCUUGCAAAGUCACUGCAACAGAUGAGAAAAAUGUCUCAGGUUUCUAUGCACUAUACUGUUUCACUAUAAAAACGAAAUGCACUGUAGUUCCACAAAAUUAUUCAUUGCAACAAUGUAAAUGUGUUACCUGAAAAAAAACAAUAUGGUAAGCAGUAUUGCUUAUGGCUACCUAAUCUAUAUGUGCUUGAUUUAUCUCAUAAAUGACAAUACAGGAAUGUAUAUUAUGCACAGAAUGGGUCUUCUGAUAUCCUUGUGAAUGUGUUAUUUAUAGCAUGGUGUUUCAACAGCAUGCACGUAUCCAUGUGUUGGGAAAAAACACUUCCAUAAAACUGAUACUUAAUAUUUAAACUGUGACAUAUCUUUUUAGAGAUCUGAUUGGUGGAAUAUAGCUUAAGUCUUGAGAUUUGCUUUUAAAUAUAUCAUGCAUUUGAAA
Penaeus monodon (black tiger shrimp) is the source of this 3510-nucleotide messenger RNA. Its product is annotated as phosphatidylserine lipase ABHD16A-like. Bases 107 to 1723 code for a protein of 538 amino acids. Gene Ontology annotation, cellular component: endomembrane system. The transcript is spliced from 14 exons. The record is from RefSeq and is a predicted model, not a curated record. NCBI's taxonomy places the organism in Eukaryota, Metazoa, Arthropoda, Malacostraca, Decapoda, Penaeidae. Gene Ontology annotation, molecular function: glycerophospholipase activity; monoacylglycerol lipase activity. Gene Ontology annotation, biological process: phosphatidylserine catabolic process; monoacylglycerol catabolic process.